Messenger RNA from Sorghum bicolor (sorghum), 3712 nucleotides. Its product is annotated as putative disease resistance RPP13-like protein 2. Lineage: Eukaryota; Viridiplantae; Streptophyta; Magnoliopsida; Poales; Poaceae. Gene Ontology annotation, molecular function: ADP binding. The transcript has 4 exons. The coding region runs from base 385 to 3165 and encodes 926 amino acids. The record is from RefSeq and is a predicted model, not a curated record. Gene Ontology annotation, biological process: defense response to other organism.
CGGGGUCCACGGCGGCGCGCAUCCGCAGGGGUGGCCAGGUGGGCGGGCAUCCAUUGGAAUCGAUGGCCCAGCGUCCCAGCUCAACAACCAGACGCGGGGUGACUUUUCUUACUUUUGCCGCGUUGACUCGACGGUGCCCCUUUCUUCCUCUCCACGACUUGAAGCCGGGCUCCUUCCGCAUCCCUUGUUCUGCGGCCCUCUGCACGGCGCUGAGCAAGAAGGUGGUGGAGGUUUCCCUCGUCGCCCACCUCGACGAGGCUGCGGGGCGGGGCUGCUGGUCAGUAUUCAGACUUCUGAAUUUACAUUGCAGGAAUCGUCGAGCUAACCGCGGCGAGGGGAAGCACUUUAGCAGUUCAUUGACUCUUUGCAGUAACACAGCGAGAGAUGGACGGGUUCAUGGCGAGUGCAGCGACGGGGGCGAUGAGCUCCCUUCUGGCCAAGCUCGCCGAGCUGCUCGGGGAGGACUAUAAUAUGCAGAGAGGCAUGAGGCGUGAGAUCGCCUUCCUCAAGGAUGAGCUGAGCAGCAUGAACACGUUGCUUGAGAGGCUAGCCGACUCGGAGAUGCUCGAUCUGCAGACGAAGGAGUGGAGGGACCAGGUGAGGGAGAUGAGCUAUGACAUUGAGGAUUGUGUCGACGAUUACAUGCGCCAGCUGCAGAAUGAGCCACAGAGGCACAGUGGAGUUGUGGGAUUUUUCUUUGGGUAUGUCCAGAAAGUGAAGGACCUUAUUACCCGCCAUGAGAUUGCCGAGCAGAUUCAGGAGCUCAAGGCUCGAAUUGUUGAGGUGGGACACAGAAGGAAGAGGUACAAGAUUGAUGAUACAGUUAAUUUUGGUGGCACCAAUGUGAUCCCUGUUGACCGUCGGUUGCCAGCACUCUAUGCAGAAUUGGGUGGCCUUGUUGGUAUCAGUGUUCCCAGAGAUGAGGUCAUCAAGCUAGUUGAUGAUGGGGCGCAGGGGGUAAAGGUGGUGUCUAUUGUGGGUUGUGGAGGACUGGGAAAGACUACUAUUGCGAAUCAAGUUUACAUAAACAUUGCUGAGAAAUUUGAUUGCCAAGCUUUUGUGUCCUUAACCCAAAAUCCUGAUAUGGUGAUCAUAUUUCAAUCCAUACUGACUCAAGUCAAGAAGGAUGAGUGUGAUAGCACCAGCUCAUGUGACAAGGAACUUCUCAUUAGUGAAUUGAGGGAUUUCCUAAAGGACAAGAGGUACUUUAUUGUAAUUGAUGACAUAUGGAGCACCCAAGUAUGGAAGACAAUUAAAUUUGCUUUGGUUGAGAAUACUUGUGGCAGUAGAAUAAUAGUGACAACAAGAAUUGGUACUGUUGCCAAAAUUUGUUCAUCCCCAUUCCAUGAUCUCGUAUUCAAAUUACGGAUGCUAAGUGAAGAUGACUCCAAAAGGCUAUUCUUUAGAAGAAUUUUUGGCUCUGAGGACAAGUGCCCUCACCAGCUAAAAGACGUUUCGGUUGAAAUAAUUAAGAAGUGUGGUGGUUUACCAUUGGCAAUCAUUACUAUGGCGAGUUUGUUGACUACUAAAUCGGAUACCAGAGCUGACUGGUUGAAGAUUUGUAAUUCAAUUGGUUGCAGGCUUGAGAAAAAUUGUGAUGUGGAGGAAAUGAACAUGAUAUUAUCUCUGAGUUAUAAUCACCUUCCUCAUCAUUUAAAGACUUGUUUAUUGUAUCUAAGUAUGUUUCCAGAAGAUUAUGUGAUCAAGAGGGAUUAUUUGGUAAGAAGGUGGGUAGCAGAAGGAUUCAUUAGUGCACAUGGUAGAAAAAAUUUGGAGGAUGAAGGCGAAUGCUAUUUUAAUGAACUUAUCAACAGAAGCUUAAUACAGCCGGUAGAUUUCCAGUAUGAUGGUAGAGUAUAUACAUGCCGGGUUCAUGAUGUGAUUCUUGAUCUCAUUACAUGCAAGGCAGUUGAAGAAAAUUUCGUAACUGUUGUUACUAAUGGAAAACAAAUGUUGCCCUCACAUGGCAAGGUCCACCGACUCUCACUUGAAUACCAUGGUCUUGAAACUUUAAGAACAAAUCCCAUUGUUACUACUCAUGUUCGGUCCCUGGACAUAUUUAGAUACUCUGAAGAAAUGCUUCCUCUUUCAGGCUUUCGCUCCUUAAGGGUGCUUGAUCUAGACGGCAAUGAGAAUUUGGAAAGUUGUUAUCUUAAAGAUAUAGGGAAGUUAUAUCAGUUGCGAUACCUACGGAUUAAGGCAAGUAAUAUUACACUUCCAGAAAGCAUAGGAGAGCUUCAGUGUUUGGUCAUACUGGAUCUUGUGAGUUGUCUUAAUCUAGGUGAAUUGCCUACAAGUAUUGUUGAACUUCGGCACUUGAAAUGGUUAAUUGUUCCUCGAAUGAACUUGCCAGAUGGAGUUGGGAACAUGCAAGCGCUAGAGUUUCUUUCACUUAUAGUUGUUGACUACACUAUUUCAACAUCCUUAUUGCAAGAGCUGGGCAGCUUGACCAAAUUGAGAACUCUUGAGUUGGAUUGGCGCAUCAAUCCCCUGCACAGGGAUAAAAAAACUUAUGAGGAUAAUUUUGUUUCUUCACUUGGCAAACUAGGCAGUUCGAACCUUCGAUAUUUAAAACUCAUCAGUCCAUGGUCACUAGACUUCUUGUUGGAACCUUGGUCCCCAACUCCACAUCUCCUUCAGGAGUUAGUGAUCAAAGGAUGGCAUCUCAACAAAAUUCCGGUGUGGAUGGUCUCGUUAACCAACCUCACCUACCUGGACGUUGAGGUUAAAGUUAGACAGGAAACUCUCCAGAUCCUUGGAGAUUUCCCUGCCUUACAAUUCCUGAAGUUGUGCUCAAAUGCAGCAGGAUCUGAGGUAAAGUGCCUUGUUGUCAGCAACAGUGGAUUCCGAUGUUUGAAGAAGUUUAGUUUUGUUGGUUGGGUAAAUAUGAUGUUCAAGGAAGGAGCUGUUCCAGUGCUUGAAACUCUUGAAUUUCAAAUCAUAGUGCAUGAGGUGCAGACUGCAUGCAGAUUUGGUCCUCCAGAUUUUGGCAUCAGCCACCUCUCCACCCUAAGGAAUCUUGUUGUCAAUGUUCACUGUGAAGGUUCCAGAGUUAAAGAGGUGGAGGCACUGGAGGCUGCUAUCCGGAGUGCAGCCAGUAUGCUUCCUAAUCAUCCUACACCAGCUUUGCACAGAUUUCUUGAGUCAGAACUGGUAAAAGAAUGACACAGUAAUGGAGAAGCAGCGACAUGAGGAGGACAAGAAGCAGCUAAUAAGCCUUGCGUUGUUCUCCCAAGUGUCUUAAGUUGUAUCAUUGGGCUGCAUGCGAAGGCUCGAGUUGGCCUUUAGGCCCACUUCCCCACAUGGAGUAGAAUGUGGGAUUGAUAUAUUGGAUUGAGCUGCUUCUGUCUCCAGAGGCAUGGAUUCAAGAAAGACCCAGUAGAGGACUAGCAGAUCGAAUCAUGUUGAUGGCAGCUUGGUCAGUGCUCGGCUGCCGAACAGAGGACGAAUCCUUACAAGAUAGAGCCAUCUUUAGAUUAUGUUUUACAUGUAACCGUUUUAUUUGCUUCCAAGUUAAUGAUAGAUGUCAUAGCAAAUUUUUCAUAUGCCCCACAGUGUACUUUUCUGCUUCACUAGUUGCUCAUAUCGUACCAGAUAUGUCUAGCUAUUCCAAGUUUCUGUUGUUUUGCCGAGGAGGGAAAGUCUUGCUUCCAUCUUCUAUGUUAAUCUCCUGCUACAUGCCUACGUUAUUAUCAUCUCUGUUUCUGGCUCA